Messenger RNA from Anolis carolinensis (green anole), 2592 nucleotides. It is a transcript of the gene pcca, whose product is annotated as propionyl-CoA carboxylase subunit alpha. The transcript has 24 exons. The record is from RefSeq and is a predicted model, not a curated record. Gene Ontology annotation, cellular component: mitochondrion. NCBI's taxonomy places the organism in Eukaryota, Metazoa, Chordata, Lepidosauria, Squamata, Anolidae. The coding region runs from base 65 to 2248 and encodes 727 amino acids. Gene Ontology annotation, molecular function: ATP binding; propionyl-CoA carboxylase activity; metal ion binding.
AUUGGUCGAGAGCGCGCGAGGUGAAAGGGCGGCCGGGGCGCCGGGGAGAGCUCUGAGCUGAGGCAUGAUGGCGGCGGCAGCUGCAGCCGGAGGAGUGUCUUCUCUGCGCCGGGUGGGCGCGGACGGCAGGAGCCUGGGGCGCCUCUUCGUGGCGCGGACGCGUAUUGCAGAGAUUUCAAGAUGGAGAUGGUGCCUUAUCAAUUCUCGGACUUUUCAGUCAGCAGUAUAUGAUCCAAAUGAAAAGACCUUUGAGAAGCUUCUUAUUGCCAACAGAGGAGAAAUUGCUUGUAGAGUAAUCAAAACAUGCAAGAAGAUGGGGAUUAAAACGGUUGCUGUACACAGUGAUGUUGAUUCCAAUGCAGUCCAUGUGAAAAUGGCGGAUGAAGCAGUCUGUGUUGGCCCAGCUCCCACUAGUAAAAGCUACCUCAACAUGGAUGCUAUCAUGGAAGCCAUUAAAAAAACCCGGGCCCAAGCUGUCCAUCCGGGAUAUGGAUUCCUUUCAGAAAAUAAAGAAUUUUCCAAGCGUUUGGAGUCUGAAGACAUUGCUUUCAUUGGACCAGACAUGCAUGCUAUUCAGGCAAUGGGGGACAAAAUAGAAAGCAAAAUCUUAGCCAAGAAUGCAAAGGUCAACACAAUACCUGGUUAUGAUGGGGUAGUCAAGGAUGCAGAUGAAGCUGUCAGAAUUGCAAGGGAAAUUGGCUACCCCGUCAUGAUCAAGGCAUCAGCAGGUGGUGGAGGGAAAGGCAUGAGAAUUGCGUGGGAUGAUGAAGAGACCAGGGAAGGUUUUAGAUUUUCAUCGCAAGAAGCUGCAUCAAGUUUUGGUGAUGAUCGAUUGUUAAUAGAAAAGUUUAUAGAUAAUCCGCGUCACAUAGAAAUUCAGGUAUUGGCUGAUAAACAUGGCAACGCACUGUGGCUGAAUGAGAGAGAGUGUUCUAUUCAGAGGAGAAAUCAGAAAGUUAUUGAAGAAGCCCCAAGCACUUUCUUGGAUCCAGAGACACGCAGAGCAAUGGGAGAACAAGCUGUAGCUCUUGCCAAAGCAGUAAAAUACUCAUCUGCUGGGACAGUGGAAUUUCUUGUGGAUUCAAAAAAGAAUUUCUACUUUUUAGAAAUGAACACUCGACUUCAGGUUGAACAUCCCAUCACAGAAUGCAUUACCAGUUUGGAUCUAGUCCAAGAAAUGAUCCGUGUUGCUAAGGGUUACCCUCUCAGGCACAAGCAGAAUGAUAUUCCCAUCAACGGCUGGGCAGUUGAAUGUCGAGUAUAUGCUGAGGAUCCUUACAAAUCUUUUGGGCUGCCAUCUAUUGGUCGAUUGUCUCAGUACAAAGAGCCACUGCAUGUGCCCAAUGUCCGUGUAGACAGUGGUGUACAGCAAGGAAGUGAAAUCAGCAUUUAUUAUGAUCCAAUGAUUUCAAAAUUGAUAACGUAUGGAUCUAACAGAUCUGAAGCUUUACAAAGAAUGGAAGAAGCCUUGGAUAAUUAUGUUAUAAGGGGUGUAGCACACAACAUUGCCUUGCUGCGUGAAGUGAUAACCCAUCCACGCUUUGUCCAGGGAGACAUUAGCACCAAAUUCCUUCCUGAUGUGUAUCCUGAUGGCUUUAAAGGGCACAAGUUGGAAGACUCAGAGAAAAGGGAGCUUCUGGUUAUAGCAGCUUCUCUGUAUGUGGCUGAACAACUUAGAUCGCAAAGAUUUCUGGGCACUCCAAGAGUUUCUGUUAUUCAACCUGAUGCAAACAAUUGGAAGCUUUCUGUCCAGCUGGGAGAUACAGCUCACUCUGUCAUAGCUUCAUGUCAAGGGUCAACAUUCUUGGUGGAAGUUGAUGGAAUAAAACUUAGUGUGACCAGUGAGUGGAAUUUGGCUUCACCCCUCUUGUCCAUCAGUGUUGAUGGUGUUCAGAGAAUUAUACAGUGCAUUUCACAGGAUGCAAGUGGGGUUUUUAGUAUUCAGUUCCUUGGCACAGUGUACAAGUUACAUAUCCUGACCAAACUUGCUGCAGAACUGAGCAAAUACAUGCCAGAAAAAGUGGUGGAAGAUACCAGCAGCAUUGUGAGGUCACCAAUGCCUGGAGCGGUGGUGGCAGUUUCUGUAAAACCAGGAGACAUGGUCGCAGAAGGUCAAGAGAUCUGUGUCAUUGAAGCUAUGAAAAUGCAGAACAGUUUGGUUGCAGCAAAAACUGGCAAGGUGAAAGCUGUGCACUGCAAAGCUGGAGAAACUGUUGGGGAGGGAGAUGAGCUGGUGGAGUUGGAAUGAAACCGUUUCUUCCAUACUUUUCCACAGUUGGACUACCGCCUUUUUUAGGCCAUCUACAGAUGAAUAUCAAAAGAAUAAUGUAAACCCAAGUGUUGUUAUGACUUUUAAAUAAUAAUAAUAUGUUGCACAAGUGGUGAGGGGCCAUUGAGAUCACCUUGAAAUUGCCUCUGGAUCUCAGAUUUCACUCCUUUAUAAAUACUUGUACAUAUGAGAUUUGUAAUUCUCUUCAACAAUUCUACUGGUAUGAAACAAAUCAAUAAAAUGAAACCUUUUGGCAUAGAAGUGAAGUGUAUUAUUCAGCUUCUUCACAACUUUAAUAAAUUAACCUAUGCCUCUAUAGGGAA